Molecule: messenger RNA, 1958 nt
Organism: Scophthalmus maximus (turbot)
Lineage: Eukaryota; Metazoa; Chordata; Actinopteri; Pleuronectiformes; Scophthalmidae
Gene: surf4
Product: surfeit 4
Exons: 6
Coding region: 208-1017 (269 amino acids)
Biological process (GO): Golgi organization
Cellular component (GO): endoplasmic reticulum-Golgi intermediate compartment; membrane; endoplasmic reticulum
Source: RefSeq, a predicted model, not a curated record
CGUCGAACCGCGGGGCAUUGUGGGGCGGAGGCGGCCUUUCUCUGCGUCCAGGGCGAACGAACGGGAAAUCUUCAAGUAAAUAACGUAACCGAGGAGGGGGAGAGACAGAGCGAGCGGAACAUAUCCAACCACCUCACCGACUUGUGUCGAGCCCGCGCCUCGAUUAGAUUCAUAUUGGAGAAGAAGAACCCGCGCUACCUGACGGACAUGGGGCAGGAGGAUCUCAUGAACACCGCCGAAGACGUGGCGGAUCAGUUCUUGCGGGUGACCAAACAGUACCUGCCCCACCUGGCACGUCUGUGUCUCAUCAGCACCUUCCUGGAAGAUGGCAUCCGCAUGUGGUUCCAGUGGAAUGAGCAGAGGGACUACAUUGAGGUGACCUGGAGUUGUGGCUACUUCCUGGCCACAUGCUUUGUGCUGCUUAACCUCGUAGGACAGCUGGGUGGCUGCGUCCUCAUCCUCAGUAGAAAUUUUGUACAGUAUGCCUGCUUUGGAUUAUUUGGCAUCAUAGCGCUGCAGACUGUCGCAUACAGCAUUUUAUGGGACCUUAAAUUUUUGAUGAGGAACCUUGCCCUAGGAGGUGGUCUGCUCCUGCUGCUGGCCGAGUCUCGUUCGGAAGGGAAGAGCAUGUUUGCUGGAGUCCCCUCCAUGGGAGAGAGCUCGCCAAAGCAGUACAUGCAGCUGGGCGGUCGAGUGCUGCUCGUACUCAUGUUCAUGACUCUGCUGCACUUUGACUCCAACUUCUUCUCUAUCCUGCAGAAUAUGGUGGGAACUGCCCUCAUCAUUCUCGUAGCCAUCGGCUUCAAAACCAAGCUAGCGGCAUUGACCCUCGUCGUUUGGCUGCUGGCCAUCAACGUCUACUUCAACGCUUUCUGGACCAUCCCCGCCUACAAGCCCAUGCACGACUUCCUCAAGUACGACUUCUUCCAGACCACCUCCGUCAUCGGCGGCCUGCUGUUGGUGGUGGCGCUCGGGCCCGGCGGCGUGUCCAUGGAUGAGAAAAAGAAAGAGUGGUAGGCAAAGGGGCGAUGGAAUCAGAGGAUAGCCCCAGCACCACUAACUUCCCCCCACGACCGGGACACAAAGACCCUCCCUCUCCUCGAGUCCCCCCCCCCCACACCAGGGUAUACUUUUUUUCUAGCAUUUUUUUAAUUUGGCCAAAUCCACAGACACAUUGUUUUUUUUCUUCUAUUCUCCAGCAAACUGCUUUUUUUAUUUUUUACUAAUGCCAGAUAUUUUUUUUUAUAAAUCGUUAAAGAAGGCCCAUGUAAUUCAAACUGCAAAGACAAAUAAUUAUUGGAUCAUAAGUGGAAGAAAACGUUUAUUUGCUCUGUGUCCAGGAGAUGAAUGAAAAUAAUUUAUUGUAUUUUAUGGGUGAUAUUUUCAUACGCUAUCAUAGAUGGAUUUUCAUAUUAUCUGAAUAGAACUGGUUGAGCGGAGAGGGUACUCAGCAUCACCCACCCCACGGAUGCUGAUCUUUUUCUGUCGUUGGAUCUCGGAGUGUCUGAGACUUUCUCACCACAUUGAUUCUGAAAUCUUUGGCACUCGUUUGACAGCAACUCGCAGCAACUCUGCAGGUUUCAUCUCCCCACUAUUUUUUUUUUUAAUACAUCUGUACAUCUUCAGUGUCAACUGACUCUUGUUCAUGGGGAGCUGAAUCUGGGGGGGGGCGGCAUGUACAUUGUAUAGUGGUCGAUUGCAGUCGUGCUUGAUUGAAAAUUUCAAAACAAUUGUUAGCUCCAGGACUUUAUUAUUGGGCACUUUGUACUGUACGUCUUUGGCAAAUGCCUCACUAGUGAACUGUAUAUGACCGGGGAUAGUAGGAGGAAGGCUCGACGUUUGUGAAACACCAUAUUCUGAGAUCUAGAAAAUGAAACUGAGGACUACGCGGAGUCACUUGUCACCUGAACUUAAGUGUUUUUGCCCUGUGUAAGAAAAUAAAAAAAAUAUUCAGUGUA